GCUCCCGCACGGGUUUGAAUUCCGUGCUCUUCAGAACAACCCGCUGAUUUGGAUUUGGUUCGGUCCUUCGUAUCGCUCGCGUGUCUGAUCACCGAGCUCCGAUUCGAAUUGGGUUGCUGAGGAGGUCUGAUGCUUCAGUCUGUUGCGUUAGAAAGCAGAUGAGCUGAAUUGAGAGAAAGCUUUUGAGCUGGGAGUUCAUGAUUUAUUCGAUUCUUUGAGCAGAGCCGGGAUGGAGAAGAUGGUGCUGGCUAUCCCAGGUUCAGCUUCUGGGUCCAGCCUUUUUACCUCGUCUCGAUCUAUAUUCGGUUGUCGAUUUCAGAGAAAUGUGAACCCAUCGAUCAGACUGUCUUCAAAACAGGUACACUCGGCGAAGAAAAGGCAGAACACCCUGACCAUUCUAGCGCAGGCAGAUUCCUCUGGUGGUUGCACUCGACUGCAUUCCUCGGACGGUAAUGGCUUGGAGUCAGCUGUAGGUAGUAGAACGCAAUUAGUCCAGGAGCCGGAGGUCUUGAAAAAGGAUAAUGGCACUCCUGGAGCAGUCAGCGUUGGGCGAAGACAGGCAUUGAUUCUCUCGCAUGUGGUUGCCGGUGCUGUGGCCCUGGAUGCUGGAAUUGUAGGAGGUAGCCAUCCUGCCAGAGCACUCAUGCAAACAGGAAAUGAGAGGGAGGAGAGAAAAACUGCUGGUAGUGCCACAGAGAAUUUGAAGAAACGAGUUUCCACCUUCACCUUGGACAAUGGAAUGAAGUGGGUUGUGUUAGAGAGACAUAAUGCACCUGUAGUUUCAUGUCACACCUAUGCAAAUGUGGGUGCUGCAAAUGAAACCGCAGGAUCAACAGGUCUAGCACAUCUGCUGGAGCAUCUUGCUUUCAAGGGAACCAGGAUUGUGGGAACUCGAGAUCCCGAAAAAGAAGCUGCUUUACUUGACCAAUUAGAUGAUGUGUUCUAUGCGAUGGAAGAGGCAAAAGAAAAAGGAAGGGCGGGUGUCGUCCAGCAGCUUAAUAAAAAGUUUACAGAACUGCAGGGCGCUGCAGCAAAACUUUCAGUGCCAAACGAGUACGGUUCUAUCAUUGAACGUCAAGGAGGCAUCGGCUUGAAUGCACAAACUUCCCUAGAUUCGACAGAGUACUUCGUUUCAUUGCCAGCAAACAAACUGGAGUUGUGGAUGGCCUUGGAAAGUGGGCGUUUUAUUGCCCCUGUAUUUCGUGAGGUUUAUUCGGAGAAGGAGGUGGUGAAAGAGGAGCGCAGACUUCGAGUUGAUAAUACACCCUUUGGCCGCUUCACGGAAACUUUCAUUGGAUCUGCUUUCCCGAACCAACCAUACGGUCGUCCUGUCAUUGGCUAUCCUGAUGACUUUGAACGGCUGGGAAGAAGAGAAGUUUCGAGAUUUUUUCAAGAAAAUUACAAACCCGAGACUUUGACAUGUUCAGUUGUUGGAGAUGUUGAUCCAGUUCAGGUGGAAAAAUUUGCAACACGCUACUUUGGCUCAUGGGGAUCCAGUGGGAAGAGAUUCACUCGUGUACCUCAACCUUUAAAAAGCUCGCGUGAUAACUGCGGGUGGGAUAGUAUUGUCCGAGCCGAUGGGGACCGAACGUUGCGAAUGAAUCUGCCUGCUCAGCCCUUAUAUAUGGAAGGUUAUUAUCGACCGUCCGCCUCCUCUUCAGAUGACCCAGCUUUGACAGUUGUCAAUGAAUUACUCUCAGGGGGUCGAUUAUCCCGUUUAUACAAGAGAGUGGUCAUUCCCGGGAAAGCGCUGUCAGCACAGUCGGUGGAGAGCUUCCCUGGGGACAAAAAACCUAAUCUUCUGCUUGUAUACGGAUCCCCUACCCCAGGGACCAGCACUGACUAUCUAGCAAAUAUCUUGCAUCAUGAACUAGAGGAUCUUGCAAGCAAAGACGUUCUGGAAGAGGAAUUAGUUCCCACAAGAAAGGCUACUCGCGCAGGCUUGCUGGAAGCGUUUGGGAGCAAUCGUUCGAUGGCAAAGCUGCUUUGCUUGUACGAAGCAACUACAAACAAUUGGCUUAAUUUGUUCGAGGAGAACGAGCUAAUUCAGACAGUGUCACCAGCGGACGUACAACGUACAGCAGCACUUUUAUUCAAACCUUCAAACCGGUUCUCAGGCCAUGCGAUGCCAUUUGGUCCAGAUAUGUCAGUGUAGAACAUGUAGUAAUCAGGCAGUGAAUGAAGUGUAAAAUUCGGUCUAUGCCUUGUAUCAACAGAUUUUGUACAUGACAUCGCAUGACCUACAGUAGAUGUGUUUGACCGAGAGUUAUCAAAGGUGAUUGAUCAAUCACCGGGCCAAUCACCGUUGUUAGCCGGUAAUACUUGAUGUUGCUAGACAUGACUUUUCAAGUGUUUCAAAACACGUGAACAUGAUUAUCAACCCAAUAUACAGCCGUCGGGCACAUACACUCCCGUCAAGUUUUGUGUUUGAGCAUCGACUGUGCCGGAUCCUCUUGA
Messenger RNA from Marchantia polymorpha subsp. ruderalis, 2457 nucleotides. NCBI's taxonomy places the organism in Eukaryota, Viridiplantae, Streptophyta, Marchantiopsida, Marchantiales, Marchantiaceae. The record is from the annotation of a GenBank genome assembly.